Molecule: messenger RNA, 1128 nt
Organism: Kwoniella shivajii
Lineage: Eukaryota; Fungi; Basidiomycota; Tremellomycetes; Tremellales; Cryptococcaceae
Exons: 6
Coding region: 1-1128 (375 amino acids)
Biological process (GO): mitotic spindle organization
Cellular component (GO): protein phosphatase type 2A complex; cytoplasm; nucleus
Molecular function (GO): peptidyl-prolyl cis-trans isomerase activity; protein tyrosine phosphatase activator activity
Source: RefSeq, a predicted model, not a curated record
AUGACAUCCACAGACUUGCAGCAUACGGAUAGCAAGAACGGAGAAUCAUCCAGAUCUCAAGGUGUAUAUCUACCUACUAAUCCAGUGCUUCCACGACCUUGUUUGACUACCGACUCUGCUGUAUCUCAAUGGCACAGUUCACCUGGAUUUCAAGGAUUCUGGGGAUGGAUCAAAAGGCGCUGCGAGAGGAUCAAAGGGAAAGAGAUACUCAGGGGAGAUUAUCAUGGAGAUUCGGAGGGUAUCAAAACGUUGAUGACCAUGUUACAGAGUAUGUUGGACUGGGUGGAAGAAGUUCCGAUACAACCUCAGAGUAGUCAACGAUUUGGUAAUCUAGCCUUCAGAAGCUAUACAAAGCUUGUAGAGGAACGUUUACCAAAGCUAUUUACAUCCACCACUGUCCCUCCUAAUCUUCUUUCACAGCUCUUACCGCUUUUUCUCAAUUCAUACGCUUUCGGUCAUCCCGUUCGCAUAGAUUAUGGAACAGGUCAUGAGUUAGCUUUCGUUUUGGGAUUAUGGGUAUGUGUUGUAUCAGGCUGGAUUGGCGGCGAGGGUGAUCAAGAGGAUGAAGAGGAUGAAUUGAUUUUGAGGGUGUUUACGAAGUAUCUGGAUCUCACAACUUUACUUCAAAAGACAUAUCGACUAGAACCAGCUGGUUCCCAUGGUGUUUGGGGUUUAGACGACUAUUGUUUUCUACCGUAUUUAUUUGGCUCAGCACAAUUAAUGGAUGGUCCUCUUACACCUUCGUUGUCACUAUCACUAGCGUCAUCUCAUCAUCCAUCAUCUACCUCUCCGCCACAAAAUCCCAUCACUGAUUUAUACACAUUAUCAUUAUAUCACUUGACGUUAUUCAAGACCGGAGCAGCUUUCUCAGAACAUUCGCCAAUGUUGUGGUCCCUUUCACAGAUGAAAGACUGGAUCAAACCUCAUGGUGGAUUACGAAAGAUGUUUUUAGGUGAAGUCACGGGCAAAAGAGUCGUCGUUCAAGGCUUAUGGGUAGGAGGUUGGAAUUGGGGCGAAAACGUUCCUGAUAUAUCUCAAUCUCAGAGAACGAAAACAAACGAGGUAAUGGGAAUGAAUAAUAGUUCAAUAGUAGGAGCAGAAGGUACAAAAGCUCCUUGGGCAAGAUAG